AAGAAGAAGUGAACUUUAUACAGGAUUGUUUUUGAAAAAAGUGGGGGUGGUCCGAUGUUGGAAUACCAGUUGUUUCAGAUUUUACUGGACAUGAUCAUGGGCAGUACGAUAGUGAAAUGUGCAGCUACAGACCUGGGAAUCCAGUGGGCUGGAUGGGCCAUAGCAGCAGCUCUCAAAACCGAGAAGUUCUAUGACUUAGCAGGUAAUAACACUUGAUUUAAGCCUACAGGUAUGUUAAUUCUCGCCGAAGCGUUUUGUUUGUUUUGUGAAUCGCUGUGAUUUCAUAUUGUAAAUGGUUGAUUAAAUCACCCAGUGUAUUCGGUUUUGUCAUAAAAUGUAAACAUUCGUUCGGUCAAACCAAACGUAUGCAUUGGAAUCAGGCAGUGUUUUUCAUUAAAGUAUAGCAUGUUGUAUCUGAUGAAUAUCAAUGUUACAAAACCACUGUUAUCUAAAUGGCUGUGUUGUAAAACAACUCGAGGACUCCUCCCUCAUUCAUAGUUAAGCUUGUUAGUAGCCUCCGGAAAUCGGCUUAGUUCAUCAUUACGACCAACUGACUUCAGUUUUACAAGCCUCCACAAAAGGGUUACAAUAAGGCCAGAUAAUGCUGAAACAAUCAUCGAUUAACUGAGCUUCGAGCGCACCAGAUGAUUUGACACAUGUUCACAUUUUAGCGCGAGAUUGGUGUUAAUUGUGUAGGACUAUCGCGAGAUGUUUGUCACAUUGUUAGGUUGUAGUUCGCGCGACUGCAAUUGGUGCAGUAGUCCCAACUCCGGUCCUCGAGUACCCCGUUUUAUUGUAGCCCGUCUUUGUCGAUCUUCCGACAAUAGCAAUGGUAAACCAAAUAAAGCAUCAGUUAUGUAAGUCCAUGCAUUUGAAGGAUUGAGUGAGGUAAUUGUUGUAGGGUUUUGCAUUAGUACAGUAUAAUAGUGUCGACAUCUAUAUGAACUGUCAAAGUUCAAUGGGCAAGUCAAAACUUAUAGGACAGUAUGUGCCAUUCAGAAAUAACAUUAUUUACUUCACCGUUAGUUAUGUAAAACACUGCAACUUACCUGUAGACACUGAUGAAUGGGCAUUCCUUGUCAAUGCAACAAAUUCAGUACAUUUCUUGACAAGCUUCUUAACUUGCCUUCUUGUGCCGCUCCUCUGUGAUCUGUCUGUGCUCUUGGAAAGUUUUACGCUUGUACUUUGGAGCCGAUUGUCACUCCAUCUGUAGGCUCCUGGGUAAAAUAUUCAUUGAACACGCCUUACUGUGCAACUUCUGUGUGAUAGGGGUGGGCAGAGCCAUGUACCAUGCCCAAAGGGACAAGUAUUGUGCCCUUGAACCUUGAUGAUUGUAUUUUUUAGGGUCUGGCACAUUUAUAUUACUCGCCCACCUGAGUCGCUAUUGGGGAGGGACUCAUCAUUUGAGGCAAAAUGUGCAGACUGGAUUGGUGACAGCAUGGGGAGUAAGGUAAGCUUGACAGGGUGACAGCAGGGUCUCCAAUCUAAUGAUAUCUGCUAUUCCCAACAAUGUAUUCCCAUCCUAACAAUGGAGAAGAACAAAAAGCUAUAAACACCUGCAGAGCUUUAGUGUUCUCUAACCAUUUACUUUUCAUUCAACAAAGUGUUGUAUCAGUUUAGUAGUCUUAUCCAAGGCUGAGGUUUGGCCCUUCCCAGUUGCAGAACCCUCUAAGGAUGUGACUCAUUAAAGUUGAGUUAAUGAAUAAUGGCAGGGUUAAUGUGAAACUAAUGCCUAUGUUCUAACUUCUGCAGGCUUGGAACAUUCCUCUUCAUGCGGAUCUUGAAGGACGGCCAGGAUCGCAGGUUUAACAAUGUCAGAGACAGCCCAGGGACAUUCUUUGUGUACUGGAGUGUUCAAGGUACUUUGAAUCAUAAUGGUCGCCGGCUUUUCUUUUUCUCACUCCGCCACCACAGCAGUUAUUUUCUAUCAUCCUUGAGCAAUCCACUUUAAUUCACUGCUCAGUCUUUUCGCUCUUUAGAAAUGUAUGAAACCAGAUUAGAAAAGCCACUGAUAUCAGGGUAUUGUGCCCAAAGGGAGAAAACAUAAAUGAGGGUUACCAUUGGACACUGACCGUACAGUACUCUUUUGAAAAUGUUUUCUAUUUUGGACCCAGGUGAAUGUCUUCUUGAGAGUAGGAGCAUUAUCUUGACAACAUGUAUGCAAGUAUUAUUUAUAGAUUGGUAGAAUAGGCCAUUUCUGUGGACUAUUCUACCAUUGGUUCAGUACAUAAUUUCUUCCUCUUUAUUUCAGCUGUUUGGGUGUUCAUGACCCUCCUGCCUACCCUCAUCCUGAACAGUGAGCAGCGAGAUGAGCCAUUGGGCCUGAGGGACUACCUGGGCUGGGGGAUAUGGGGCCUUGGCUUUGCCACGGAAGCCAUUGCUGACCAGCAGAAGUGGUUCUUCAAAGGAGACCCAGAUAAUGCUGUGAGUGAGCUUGGUGGGCUUCUUUGUUUAGGGGACGUUGAACUUUUAUAAUUGUCAUGGACGCAGUUGGGUAGUUGCAAAGUAUUCAUCACUACAACAUGCUGUCAUGCAAACACGACCACUCUCAAACCAUUGAAAAUAAACGUCCUGUAUUUGUAUAUUAGUUUAAAGUAUAUUUAUUUACCCAGAGAAUAGCCUCAACCCAGCCUUUCCAUUCUCUCCAGGGAAAGUUCAUCCAGAGCGGGCUGUGGGGCUACAGCCGUCACCCUAACUACCUUGGCGAGAUACUGCAGUGGUCUGGACUCUUCCUCUCCGCCUCGUCAGUGAUGAAGGGUCCCCAGUAUGCCAGUGUGCUAUCUCCUCUGUUUGUCUGGUUCCUGCUGCGUCACGUCAGUGGCAUUCCCAUCCUGGAGAAGCAGGCCAUGAAGAAGUGGGGCUCAGACCCUGCUUUCCAAAACUACGUCAAGAACACUCCUCUCCUUUGGCCAAUUCCCAAGUUCUGAUGUGUUACAUACUUUCUAAUAGGGUGUUCUGGCACAAGGGGAACUUACUGAACAGGACCACUGUAAUCAUCAAGUACCCAAUUUGCUGGUUGUCUUUGAUAUUCUCAUAUCGAAGUACACAUACACACGCAGAAACUUCAAGUUUUAACUUUAUGGUGUGACACAAGUCACCCAGAUAAAACACCCAGAAAUUCUGACAGACAUGAAUGUUGUACUUGCACAAAUGUUUUGAUAAACAGGUUUAUUUAUAUGCAAUUGAUGCCAUACUGUUGCAUAUGUUUACAUCUGAUACAUUUGUGCUCUUCUGUUUCUCAAAUCCACGAUUUUACCUACCCCACCCUUUUCAGUUAUGUCAAAAGUCCAGUGGCGUAAAGUACUACUUAGUUUUUUGGGGUAUUUGUACUUUACUAUUUAUAUUUUUG
Coregonus sp. 'balchen' is the source of this 3349-nucleotide messenger RNA. The record is from the annotation of a GenBank genome assembly. Lineage: Eukaryota; Metazoa; Chordata; Actinopteri; Salmoniformes; Salmonidae.